Scleropages formosus (Asian bonytongue) is the source of this 2570-nucleotide messenger RNA. RefSeq names its product sosondowah ankyrin repeat domain family d (gene sowahd). Gene Ontology annotation, molecular function: protein binding. The record is from RefSeq and is a predicted model, not a curated record. Lineage: Eukaryota; Metazoa; Chordata; Actinopteri; Osteoglossiformes; Osteoglossidae. The transcript has 2 exons. The coding region runs from base 1010 to 2125 and encodes 371 amino acids.
UUAACCAACAAGCAAUGACAGCUGGAGUGGACUCAUCAUUGUGGCUGAUGGGAAAGUGACGGACACAACAAACAAUGUGUCAGAAAACAGGAACAGCCACAGGACUUGCAGUUCCUUAGCAUCUAAAACAUGAACCAGUUCAACGGAUCGGAUUUUCCAUUUAAAUGCAUAUUAACAUUUCAUCCAUUAUAGUCAAGGGGGGCAGGUGGUCCACUAUACAUACUGGGUAUGAGGGUCUCUGCUCUGCCCCCCCCCCCCCAGAAGGAAAGGGAUUCUGACAUCAGGACAAGAUAGAAUAAAAAUAAUCCCACUCAUACAUACCAGCCUUACUGGAACUCGAGGGCUAUUCUAUAUUUAACUUGUUUUGGACAUCAACAAAGGUGGGACACAGAUAACCGAACACACACCAGUAAUGUCUUCCUCUUAUGAGAGAUAAACUAAAAGUGGUCCAGUGAGAGUUUUGACCAAGUCUGUGAAAGCCUCCAGGGCUCAGAAAAUAAGAAAAAGAGGAAGUGGUGUAUUUUUUUUUUUUCCUAAGCAGAGCGCAAACUGUUUGCUCACCCGGGGGUGGGGGGUGAUACGUCCCUCUUAAUAGGUUAUGUAUUAAAUGGGACUCUGCCCUGAGACCUAGGUUUUUCUUUCGUAGGUGAUCAGUGGAAGUACCGCAGGUAUCGGAGUGUUUCCGCACCGGGGUUCGAGCGGAGAUGAGGUUUGUCUCUCCAUCUCCCGCAGAAGGGGGAGGGGACCGGGACAGGAUCUAGUUCUGGAGGGGAACGACCGAGCCAUUCAAGCCUUUUUGGAAUUGAAGAAGGUCCCCUUUUUUUUCCCGGGACACUUUUACUGCGGAAACAUGGUACCCGACAGCUGAAAGUGCGCGCGCCAGACUGGCCAGGAACGGCUUAAAUUUAGGAAGGAGUCGCUGGGGCACGUGGCGACCGCGAGCAGUUCCUCUUCUACAUGGUGUAAAAACCUGGAUCUGCGCGCGCGGAAGGGCCACGAGCCCAGCAGCAUGUGCGACGUGCCCGAGAAAUCAGGUGACCCCGGCGUCCGUUCGAACCCUCGUCGGGGCGGACUGGAUACGGGGGACGACCCUAGAUGCGACACUGCGGCUGGAGACGCCAAAGACCCCAAAGACCCCCGGCUCUCGGCUCUCGGAAGUGAUGCCGGCCCCUCCGAGCGAUGGUCCAGGGCGGCAGCUCGGGUUCUCCCCGCCGGGUCUCUGGUCGCGCCGCCCCGCAGGGCGAGGCUCCAGCGGCAGCAGGAGGUGAGCGACCCCUCCGGCGGCGGAGGCGCGUCGCUGAAGCUGUCCGGGGAAGCGGCCGAGAAGGGCUCCCUGACCUCCGCCAUGCGCAAAAGGUACCUGAAGGAGCUGCUGCUCAACAACCCCUUCCGAAGCGCCUUCGGCAGCAUGAUGAUCCUGCAGGGCUCCGGCUGCGCCGAUGGUCCGGCGGAGGAGGAGGAGGAGGGCGGCAGCGGCGGUGCCGGCGGCUCCUUGUUGUGGGCGCUCGACCCCACGGAACACGCGUGGAUGCUCUCGGCGCCGGACGGGAACUACGAGACCAUCGCCGAGUACCUGUGCGAGGACUUCAGCCUCCUGACCAGGAAGGACUUCAUCAGCGGCUUCACGGUGCUCCACUGGCUCGCCAAGUACGGCAGGGACGAGACCCUGGUGAAGGUGCUCAGGCUCGCGGCGAGCAGGGGCUCCCCGGUCGACGUGAACCUCAAGGGCAGCGGCGGUCUCACCCCGCUGCACGUGGCCGCCAUGCACGGCCAGCACAUGGUGCUCAAGAUUCUCGUGGGCGCCUUUGGAGCCGACGUGGACGUCAUGGACUACAGCGGCAGAAGGGCCUGGCAGUACCUGCGCGGCGGCGCCAGCCUGGAGAUGAAGGAGCUGCUGGGCGCGUGCGAGUGCCUCGCGAAGGCCGUGGGGGGGCAGAACGCCAACAACAACAGCUCGUGCUCCGCCUGUCAGCCCGCAGCCGAAGCCCCGGGGGUCCGUGAGCACGUGGACCCGCCCCCGAGGACAGACGAGCGCGGGAGGUUCGGAUCCUUCAAAAGGCUCUUCGCGCCGCUCUUAAGCUUCGGGAACCUGGGUUCGAGAAGCUCCGUGCACGCGCACUCGUGACCGCGCUUCGGUUUGUGGUUCUUCUUGGAGGCACUUUGUUUCAGAAAGAAGUGAACGUUUAACUCGUUUUCUUUCGCUUGAAUGUGGCUUCUUUUAUCUCGGAAGAACGAUUUUUUUGGACGUGUUCUUGUAAUUAUUUUAUUUUGUUACUGGUGUGGUUCUGUCGUGAUAAAUUAGCCUGAAAUAGGCAGUAAUCAAAGGAAUGAAAUGUUUAGUUUUUCUAAUGAACACUGUUGGCACUUUAUUGUAAGCUGUUGUAUACUGUUUAUAUAUGCGGCUCUUUUGGAUUGAUUGCAUUUUCUUUGAUUUUCUUCUAAUUAUAAAAGAAUCAUGUUGACAGUUAAUGGUUGAACAUUAUUGUAAAUGGGAUCUAGAUAUUUCAAAGCCCUUAAAAUGUUCAAGAACUCUUUUACUCGUUAAUUAAAAUGAAUGUGAAAUUCUGUGU